This is a messenger RNA of Coniophora puteana RWD-64-598 SS2, 297 nucleotides long. RefSeq lists its product as uncharacterized. The transcript has a single exon. The annotation marks the transcript as partial. The record is from RefSeq and is a predicted model, not a curated record. NCBI's taxonomy places the organism in Eukaryota, Fungi, Basidiomycota, Agaricomycetes, Boletales, Coniophoraceae.
UGGGGUAACAUUCGAAACGGCCGCCGCCAUGCGUGUCCUACAUGCGGAAUAUUAUUUCUCACUGGGGAACGCCGAGGUUUUUGCUGUGGGCCCAAUGGCUCUCGCUAUGCCGACGUCCCUUCGUUGCCGCCACUUCCUGAACAAUAUGGUAUAUUCCUCAACGAUCCUGAUAUAUCGUCGAAGUCGCGCAUUCUUAAUCUUAUCUUCUCGUUUGCGGCCCUCGAGACAACUCAUGCGUUUCCCGUAAAUGAUGGCCCUCGCGGGUUUGUUGCUGUAUGGGGUAGAGUAUACCAUCGA